Messenger RNA from Vigna angularis (adzuki bean), 1256 nucleotides. RefSeq lists its product as uncharacterized. The record is from RefSeq and is a predicted model, not a curated record. The coding region runs from base 96 to 998 and encodes 300 amino acids. Lineage: Eukaryota; Viridiplantae; Streptophyta; Magnoliopsida; Fabales; Fabaceae. The transcript is spliced from 8 exons.
CCACUGGAGAGUCAAGAAAAAGAAAAACGAAAUCAAUUAUCAACCACCGUGCACAUACCACUAACACGGGCUUUGGAAAAGUAGACGGCGAGAGAAUGGGUGUGCUACUCUUCCGGUGGGUUCUACCGGUGACUCUGUUGCUAACUUGUGCUCUAGGUUUUCAAUCCGACGAGCUUCUCCUAGACGACGAAGAGUUCGGCAUCGAAGGUGGACGCUCCUCCUCCUUCCACUCCGAUUCGCUUCCACCUUCCACCGCCGCCACCUCCACCUCUCGGAAGAGGUUUUCGGAGUCCGCCUCCGAUUCCAAGAUCCAGUUUACUCUCCAACACGCGUUCGGCGACUCCGAUUUCUCCGACGCUGGCAAUUUCUCUGCUCGCCUCAAGACUUGGAGCCACGGCGGCCAGACGCUGACGAAGCUGCGGUUUAAGCGGGAUCCUUUGACUGACGUUGAGAAGAAGAGUUUUCAAGAAUUGUUGCGAGGAGAUGAUUUCUAUAGGAUUAGAUUGCCGUCCAAUGUUUUGAGUCCUCCUGGCCGGGAAUAUAUAAUUUCUUCUGUGAAGGCAAGAUGUCUUCCAGGGGAUGGAUUGGAGGAGCAUUUUGUAAUACACAUGGAAGGUGUUAAUGUCCUGGCUGUCAAUUAUGGUGCCCCAGGGUCUUGCUCUUAUCCUAGAUUACUGAAGCUUCCUGCAAAGUGGUCUUUCAGGUCUCACACAGUUCUAAAGAACAGUGAACAGGCACCAAGAACUCCAAUAUUUGCUGAAGAUGCUCUUGGUGGAGAGGAGGGAGAUGGCGAGGGUAUAAAGCCAAUAGAGAGGUCCUUUUGGGCUAAAUAUUGGAUGUACCUGAUCCCUCUUGGACUCAUAUUAAUGAAUGCCGUUACUCAAGCUAUGAAUAUGCCCGAAGACCAACCUGGCGGGCAACCUGGUGCUCCAGCACAGCAGCAGCCAGGACCGGCAGUACAGCGUGGACCAAGUUCUGGUCCUGUGCGUAGAAGAUGAUAAGCUAGCUUCCUCUUCCUCGGAAAGCGUUAUUUGAGGACAUUGGCCCUGAAUGAAAUUUUAGGCUGACCCUUUAUGUAGUAUUUUUAAUCAUUUUAAUUGCAUAUUUAAAAGCUUUGUGCCCAUAUGAAAAGAAAUUUAAAUUCGAUUUGCUUGUAAACAUUGAAACAGCAACUUCUUUUAAGUUUUCCGUUUUAGAUUGACUAAUUAUUGUUAUAUAUUGAAAUUUUGACACGAAUGUCACUUUGGUUCCCCUGA